Messenger RNA from Racocetra fulgida, 258 nucleotides. The record is from the annotation of a GenBank genome assembly. NCBI's taxonomy places the organism in Eukaryota, Fungi, Glomeromycota, Glomeromycetes, Diversisporales, Gigasporaceae.
AUGGCUGAUAAGAAUUCGCUAUCUGUGAGCCAAACUUCAACCAUCAUUGAACCUCCUGUUGCCAAAAAUACCAAAAAUAAAAAAAAAUCAUCCGUGAUUAAAAAUACAACUAUAAUCAAACCCUCAUCUACAACUACCAAACCGUAUGAACGAACUAGAAGCUAUCGAAAACUGACAGAUCUGGCAAAACAGGUAUUGACUAAUUCGAAUGAAUCAGAAAUAACAUCUCCCGUGUCUACUAAUACACCAACUAAAUAG